Cercopithifilaria johnstoni is the source of this 381-nucleotide messenger RNA. Lineage: Eukaryota; Metazoa; Nematoda; Chromadorea; Rhabditida; Onchocercidae. The record is from the annotation of a GenBank genome assembly.
AUGAUGCGUGUGCUAUUAGUGGCAAUUUCACUAUUAUUCAUUGAAAAUAUUGGAGAGCCAAUAGGUGAUCAUAUUGUUGCAUGUCACAAUUGUCCAGGUAAUAGUCCAAAUUGUGAAGAUACAUGCGAAGGACGUUACUGUUACAAAGCAGAAUUCAUCGCUAAUGGAUAUACGACAGUGAAACGUGGUUGUCUGAAUGAAACAGAUGGUGGUUUUCAAGUUGGUUUAUGUGAAGAAACACCCUCUAAUUUACCGGGAUCUGAUCUCCAUGCUGUUGAAAGAAUGUGCGUUUGUACAACUGAUAAGUGUAACUCAGCUUCUACUCAUUUUGCUGUCAUUAAUUUAAGCGCAGUUGCACUAUUCAUAUUUUAUGUUCUAUGA